UAACGAGUCAACAUAAUGGGAGAGACAGGCGAAGAAGACGCUGCAAAUCGUGAAAUGGAAGAAAAAAAUACGGACAACCAGAACGGAAAAGGAGACAAGGACGCGGAGAAGGCUAAAGACAAGAAGAAAAAGAAGGAUAAAAAGGAGAAGAAGGAAAAGAAUCCGGAAGAUAAAAAUGACCCGACAAAACUUAAGGCCAAGCUUGAAAAAAUCGACUCCAAGAUUCAAGCACUUAACGUAAGACGAGAGGAAAUUCUCAAGCUUAUCGAAGCAGCUCAAGCCAAUGCUUCAACUCCAGGGACGGGGGCAAAUGCGUGAGCUUAAAGCGAUGUUAAUUGCAACU
Messenger RNA from Erigeron canadensis, 343 nucleotides. RefSeq names its product protein PXR1. NCBI's taxonomy places the organism in Eukaryota, Viridiplantae, Streptophyta, Magnoliopsida, Asterales, Asteraceae. The record is from RefSeq and is a predicted model, not a curated record. The transcript has a single exon. Bases 16 to 318 code for a protein of 100 amino acids.